AUGUUCAUUCUCAAUUUCUUUCUUAUUAUUUUUGUUGGAAGUAUUCAUACUGGUACUAGUUCAAUGAUCAAUGUUUCGAUGAUAAAUAAUAAUGAAACUAUGACUAAUGGUAAUCAAUUUGCUGAAAUUAUCGUCGGUCUUCUAUUGGAUCUUGUAGAAAAAGCGAACCUUUCUCGUACUAUAUCAAUUAUUCAUAAUGAUACAGAAUUAACUGAAUUUGUCAAAGAUGAUAAUGAUAUAAAAUCAAAUACAACUGAAUUAUUAAAUAUAUAA
Adineta steineri is the source of this 273-nucleotide messenger RNA. Lineage: Eukaryota; Metazoa; Rotifera; Eurotatoria; Adinetida; Adinetidae. The record is from the annotation of a GenBank genome assembly.